AUGGUUAAAAGGGCUAGGAAAAAUUCAAAGAACAAGGCAGCAGUUGGUACUAAAGGUAAUAUAUCACAGCAGAAGGGCAUAGGGAUAAAGAAAGGCUCCUGCUCUGUAGGCGGCCUUAGCAAACAAAGAAGCAUGGUUGGAAGGCUUGGUUUUCAAAGAGGGGCACUAUUCAGAGCUUCAGCAGUAGCAGCUGCAGCUGCUACUUCUUUGUCUUCGUCUCAGAGUCAUGCAACACAAAGGAGGAAAAAUUUAAUGGAGGAAGCACAAUCAACAGUGAAGAUUGGAAAACUGUUGGGUUUGCAAUGUCAAGGUAAAGAGGAUGAGCUAGUCAACAAGAUAGUGGAACUUGAAGAAAGUGAUUUACAAGGAAUUGCAGACCAUUCUCCAAUUUUGUUGAAGGAAGAUGAUAGGGAUCGGGGUCCUAAGCCAUUCAAAUUCAUUAAUGCUUGGACACCGUAUCCUAUAUUCUUGACUGAAAUCAAGCACAUUUGGGAGGUCACACAGGUUUCAGGAUGGGCAGGGUAUAGAUUAAUGAGGAAGCUAUCCUCCUUACGGGGUCACUUAAGGGUGUGGAAUAGGGAGGUGUUUGGUAAUAUUGAUACUAUGUUGAGGUCAGUAGAACAAGAACUACAUGAAUGGGAUUUGAAGGCAGAAAUUAGAUCUCUGGAUGUGCUGGAAACAACAAGAAUGAGAGAGGUUAGAAGUCAGGUAUGGAAGCUUAGUAGGGAUAAGGAAAGAACAUGGCAUCAAAAGUCUAGAUUGCUGUGGGUUAGGUGUGGUGACAGAAAUACUAGAUUUUUCCAUCUUAUGGCAAGUAGUAGGCAAAGAGUGAACUUGAUAGAUUUUGUGACAGUGGGGGGAGUGAGACAUGAGGAUCCAACUCAGGUGAAACAAGCAGUGCUUAGUCAUUUCAGAAACCAUUUUGCUGAAAGUUGGACUUCUAGGCCACAAAUUUUUGGACCUUUUGUUACAAUUUCUCCGGAGGCAGCAGUGGGUUUAGAAGAAAUGUUUACUGAAGAAGAGAUUUGGGCAGCUAUUCAGGAUUGUGAUGGGAACAAGGCUCCUGGGCCAGAUGGUUUUAACUUGGCUUGCAUUAAAAAAUGUUGCGAAAUAAUGAAAGGUGAUAUAUUGAUGUAUGAGUUUCACACAAAUGGGAAGCUGGCAAGGGGUGUUAACAGCUCUUUCAUGGUGCUCAUACCCAAGAAGGACAAUCCCAUAGGCUUGGGGGACUAUAGACCCAUCAGCUUGGUUACCUCAGUGUACAAGAUUUUGGCCAAGGUGCUAUCUAGAAGAUUAAAAAAGGUCCUUCCCUCUGUGAUAGAUAAAGUGCAGUCGGCUUUUGUUAGUGGUAGAUAUAUCUUAGAUGGGGUGUUGAUAGCAAAUGAAGUUGUGGAUUGGUAG
Molecule: messenger RNA, 1401 nt
Organism: Camellia sinensis
Lineage: Eukaryota; Viridiplantae; Streptophyta; Magnoliopsida; Ericales; Theaceae
Source: RefSeq, a predicted model, not a curated record